CGCGCCACGACAAGGCGCUAGCAUCCAUGCGCGGGUGCAUCUUCGUUGGCAUUCGCAGGACAUCGCGUCGGAUAUACGUAUACGCGUGCGCAUUGUUAUAUUUAUUCUCGCUUUCUCCAUGACACGAAGCCGUAACUUAACCUAACCUUAAAUGUAAAUCCUGUGUCACCCACGGCAUCGCGUGUUUGAAAAGAUUCCACUGUCAAGCUGCUCGAGGUGGUGUCACAAAGUAUGAGUCAUACCGCAAUCUUUCGCUCCGAUCUGGAUUUUUAAAAUACAAAUCUUCGUGCGAAUCACGCGUAGAUUUGAAUAACGCCCAGCGUCGGAAAGUUUACUGUGUGUCACGACCGUUUGCGGAUGGAUUUUGCGUAUCGCGGAAAGCAAGUGGUGAGUCGGUAGACUCCGACGAGAGAAACGAUUGUUUUUCUCCUGCCGUCGUCGAAUUACGAUGCCGUGCUCGUCUUUGUGAAACGAAUCUCGCCUGGACGGCAAGCGCGAACGAUGUUCUGCUGUCUGAGAAACUGUUUCGACGGCCUCGGCUUCGCCGCGGCUCAAGUACCGCAGCGAGAGCGAAAUCCCAUCGCCUUAGACACGUCCCACAUGGGAAAUGAGGUAGUGAUAGUAAAAAAUGGUCUAAGAAUAUGUGGUAGUGGUGGUGCCUUAACGAACGCCCCUCUCGUUCAGAGUAAAAGUUAUUUUGAAGUAAAGAUUCAACAAGGCGGCAUAUGGGGUAUUGGAUUAGCCAGAAGAACUGCAGACCUUAACAUUGCGGUAGGAGGAAAGGACUCAGAAAGUUGGGCACUGAAUUCAGAUGGUAUUCUAAGACACAAUGAGCAGGAGCUGCACAAAAUACAAAAUCCUGUACAGGAAGGAGAUGUCAUUGGAGUAUCCUAUGACCACGUAGAAUUGAAUUUUUACUUGAACGGGGAAUCUAUGAAUGCUCCAGUCAUAGGUAUAAAGGGACGAGUUUAUCCAGUGCUCUAUGUUGACGAUGGAGCUAUUCUAGAUAUAAUUCUGGAAAAUUUCAUCCAUACCCCGCCAAUGGGCUUCGAAAAAAUAAUGCUGGAACAAUCGUUGCUCUAGCAAAACGGAAGUAAGAUCGUUAAUAUAUCGUUAAAGUUUUAACACUAAUAAUAAUACAUUAUUCGUCCAUUUCGAUUUUAAUUUAAUAUUGGAACUGCGUUAAUAAUAAAUCGAAGAAAGAGAUCAUAAUGACAUUAGUAUUAAGAAAUAAGGUCACAAAGUGUAAACGUUUGUCAUAAUAAUCGCAUGAUGACAUAAAUAUACUUAAUUGUGGAGAAAUGUGAAAUAAACGAUUUGCCUAAUAUGUAAAUCUAUUUUUCGAUCUACUCUCUACAGAGAACACAUUCGCGUAAUAAGUAAGUCGCGUAUAAGUAAUUUUACAUAAAUUAUCUGAAAACUUGUCGGGUUUAUUAAAAUUAAAGGGUUCAUGACAUAUUAAUCGCUCUUGAAUGUGUGACUUAAAUUCUGCUCUAUUCUGAUCUGUCUAUUAUACAAUAUAAUUAUAUAUUUUUGUUUGUAUAAUUGUAUAAUAAUAGAUAUAAUGUAUUCAUAAAUAUGUGUGUACAAUUCAUGUAAUAUAUAAUAUAUAUGUACGUA
Odontomachus brunneus is the source of this 1620-nucleotide messenger RNA. Its product is annotated as SPRY domain-containing protein 7. The record is from RefSeq and is a predicted model, not a curated record. The transcript has 4 exons. Bases 502 to 1083 code for a protein of 193 amino acids. NCBI's taxonomy places the organism in Eukaryota, Metazoa, Arthropoda, Insecta, Hymenoptera, Formicidae. Gene Ontology annotation, molecular function: protein binding.